Molecule: messenger RNA, 936 nt
Organism: Archocentrus centrarchus (flier cichlid)
Lineage: Eukaryota; Metazoa; Chordata; Actinopteri; Cichliformes; Cichlidae
Product: cilia- and flagella-associated protein 20-like
Exons: 2
Coding region: 82-420 (112 amino acids)
Source: RefSeq, a predicted model, not a curated record
AUUUCCCUUAACACUUAAAAACCCGCCCAGCGCUGCCCUCUUACUGCCCUCUGGUAUUCUUUCUGCUUCUGUGGGAACAAAAUGUGUGAAAACGCUUCCGUAUUUUCUACAAUUUUGUCCAGCAUCGACAGCAAACCACUUGCCAUGUGGGAUAAAAAGGUGCUGGACGAUCAAAACAUUCACCGGCGGUUUCGAGUGAGUAACUAUCAGAGCACAACCAAAGUGAACCCCUUUGUCUGCACCAUGCCCAUGAGGCUCGACGAUGGCUGGAACCAGAUUCAGUUCAACCUGUCAGAGCUCACCAGGAGGUCCUAUGGAACAAAUUACACAGAGAUGCUGCAUGUACAUGUUAGUGCACAGAUGAGGAACUUGCUGUCUCUGGGUGCUGCUUGGACUGGUGUGACUCUAAGAUCUCUAUAGUAAGAAUUUUAAAAUAUUCCUUUUUCUCUUUUUACCGUCUGCCCCCCCCAGAGUCAUGCUAACUGUCGGAUAUGGCGGUUGUAGUUCUCAGACAGGUUCUACUCUGAGGAUAGAUAGAUAGAUUCAACUUCAUUGUCAUUGCACAUCUCUCAAGUACAGGCAAUGAAAUGCAGUUUGCAUCCAUCCGGAAGUGCUUUAGCAAAACUAAGUAUAGCUAUAAUGCGUACACGGUAUACAACACUGUUGUGAAUGCGCCAUGACUACAAGCUGAGCUCCCAGCAGAGUUUAAACUGCCUGUCCAGAACCAGAAGCCCAAGGUGACUAUGCCCCUCUACAUGCAUGAACACUCAAACAGCAUUACAGUCACAAGGUUAUCGUGGAAGCUUUCAAUCUCUAAAAAUGUUGUGUAGAAGAAUAACACUAACACUUGUCCAUUUAUUUCUUGCAGCAGUAGAGCUUCAACAGUGGUAUAAUAAGUAUAAUCGUUAUCCUUGUGGGUUUUUUUUUUUUUUUUAA